This is a messenger RNA of Cladocopium goreaui, 1545 nucleotides long. Lineage: Eukaryota; Dinophyceae; Suessiales; Symbiodiniaceae. The record is from the annotation of a GenBank genome assembly.
AUGCAGCAUUUUGCAUGGCCUUUGAUGGCUGCGGCUGCUUUGCAGCCAGAGAGGUUGCCGGGUCAGCACUCCUAUUUCCCACUGGACAUUUUGUGGCCGCAAAACAGGUGGCAGAUGUUUUCGCAAAUCUUGCCAUUCACACCUGUUGAUUUAGAUCAGAUUCUUCUUGACGUGCUCACCUUGGCUGCUGUUCCUCCCUAUCCUUGGGGGCAGUUGAUCUACCACGAAGUUCUUCAGCAAAGAUUGAAGUCAGGACUGAAGGGACACUUCGCUGAGUUCGGGGUGGGACUGGGGGGCAGCAGCCUCUUCUUUGGGCACAUGGCCGCCCAAUGGGGUCGCAGGAUGCUGGCGGUGGAUUCCUUCCAAGGACUACCAGACUCUGAUCCCGCGCAUGACGAGCCCUACUUUGCGGAAGGCGACUUUGGGUCAGAAGGCUCCAAUGCCCAGCGAUUUCAGCAGCUCCUGGAGAACUUCGGGUUGAACAGCACCAUUGACCUCAUAAGCACGUCCUUUGCCGAAACCGUGGUGCCUCGCGAGUUCCAAGAGUUGGCCUUCGUUCACAUCGAUGGAGAUCUGUAUCACUCAGUCUUGGAUGCCUUGGAGAAAACAUGGGAUUUGGUACAGCCUGGUGGCAUUGUCGUGAUCGAUGACUUCUUCCACAAAGUUCAAGGGCCUGCACGUGCAACCGCGGACUUCUUCCGGUCCAGGGCUCUAGCUCCGCUGUUCCACGUGGUCCCUGCCUACGCAGUGCUGGUGGUGAAGGGUGAUGCGAACUGCGCGGCUCCCAGGGCCCUAGAUGGGAACUUCUAUUCCUUCGAAUUGGCUCGUGACUUUGAGCCCUUCGUCCAAGCUGUGGAGCGGUCGCUCCUGCGGAGCCCCGAGGGACGAGCGCGUGACAAUGCAGCAGCCUUUUGGGACUUUCUGAGAUACCCCAGUGAUGCAGUUGCCAGCGGGGCGGACAUCUUCAGAUAUUUGGCGCCAUUGGAAGACAUGCUGGAUUUGACCGACGGCAUUGGACCCUGUGCAGCUCCAAGGAAGGGAAGAGUGGUUUCCAUCCCGACUGAGAAGCGAGUAGAGCAUGUCUUUACCAACUGCCAGCCUUUGGAGAGAGACAGCUGCACUGAGCAGGAGCGAGAAUUCAUUGACGCCGCUGAUCUGCAAAGGGAGUCGCAGGUCGAGCUAGAGCUCCUUCGCAUGUCCCAGCUACUGGACAUGUCGCAGUCCACCACUGAGCCGCGCAAUGCGGAACUCUUGGAUCGAAUGGUAAUCCUGAAGCGCCUGAAGCGAGAAAACUCGUGGCGCUUCGGACGUACCUCCUCCAAACAACGAUCCGCCACACCGCGUCGCCAGCUUCGUCAUGCCAAGCGUGGCUGCAGUGCAGCUACACUUGGGGGAAGAUGGACCGAUCCGUUGGUUGUUUCAGGAUGUGUCGACUUGGAACAUGGCAAAGGAGGCAGCGACCUAUUUCCAAGGCCGACAUAUCGCCUGGAUUCUCAGCGGUUGGAUACAAAGAGAUUCGAGAAUGGCGGCAAUUCACAGUCUUGA